Messenger RNA from Durusdinium trenchii, 333 nucleotides. NCBI's taxonomy places the organism in Eukaryota, Dinophyceae, Suessiales, Symbiodiniaceae. The record is from the annotation of a GenBank genome assembly.
AUGCCACUGGUGACUGUGUUCACAGACGUGGAUGCCCUGAUUGGAAGCAAGCAGGAGGUUUGCAAAAUGGUUCAUGAUGCCGUGAAGUCGGCUCUUGGGAAGCCUGACCAGUAUAUCACCGUUGCAUUGAUGAAGGCCGAGUGUGUGACAGUGGCUGGACAAGAAGCCUCAGUGGUCGUUGAGGUGGAUUCCAUUGGUGGUGAUUUUGGAGCUCUCAUCGGAACUAUUGCGAAAGGUCUUCAGGCUCAUGGCGUGGAACCUUCGAAGGUCACCGGAACCUUUCGAGGAGUGAGCUUCAAGGAGUUCGCUAUGAAUGGCAGGCCUCUGGGCUAA